GCAAAUCUCAGAAAUCAUCUCUGGGAAGAUGAAGCUUCCAGAAGCAGCAGCCUGGUUCAGAACCUGCUUGUUUUAAGAAUACCUGGGAAUUUCUACCCCUGUUUGCCUAUUCCAGCGUACAUCAGAGGACCAUGAGUUAUUUUUGUUUUUUGCAUAUUUUCAUGCUGUGUAACAAUUUUUCUUCCUUCUCAUUUUGUUCAAUGGGAAAAACUUGAGCCAAUUGUGUAGCUGAUUCUUACUUCGCUACAUUCCUCUUGCUGAGCCAAAUUCUUUGAAACCACAUCCACAAGACAUUUAUUUCUGUGUUGUUUGGUGUUUUUUGGUGUUUUGUUUUCUUUUUUCCUUUUUGUGACAUAUGUCACUUUUUGGGUGACUUUACCUACCACGGUUUGAACCUGUCCUUUUGUGUUGCUGGGUAGUCCUAGAAUCACUCGAGGAGCUAACUAAUUCCAGACUUACAGAAGAUGACUCAUAUGCUUCAGAAACAUUUUUAUGGCUGUGCCUGGCUCAUUAAUACAGGAGUUUAACAGUAGUAAUAUGAGAUAUUGCAUUAAUUGUUGCAUACAUCUACUACCAAAUGACUUGCACAGACUGUGUUUCAGAUGCCGUGGACCUAAUCAUAACAACCAGAAGUGUCCUGUUUGCAAAGGAGAAAACAAGAUCCCUUUGUACACCGACAGCAAGCAGAUGAAGUUGCUCGCAGUUUGGGAAGUACGGACUGAUCACAGGGAAAGCUGGAAUGGCUUUUUCUGCUUGAGGAAGGGGAAGCUAUGCAGCCUAAUAUUUGGGUUGAUUAUAAUGACUCUAGUGAUGGCAUCCUACGUACUGACUGGAGCCAAACACGGCCUGUUGUUAAUACCAUCUCCCUUCCAUUACGGAGCUUUUACUAGCAAUCCAAGCUUAAUGGACAAUGAAAGCCUUAGUGACAUGAAAGACCAUUACCAGCCUUCUAAAAUGAAUAUUUCAUACAUAAAGGACUAUCCAAGCAUUAAAUUAAUUAUUGACACUAUUACUUCAAAGAUAGAGUUUGUGACGAGACAGCGCCCUGAUUUAGAAGAGCUGAGGAAACAAGAGCCACAUAUGUUUUCAGUAAUUCCUAACAAAUUCCUUCCAAAUAGCAAGAAUCCUUGUUGGUAUGAAGAGUACAGAGGAAACACAACCACAGAUCCUUAUGCAACGAACUCCUAUGCACUGUAUUCAAAGCGCUUUCGAACCAUCUUUGAUUACCUCAGGAAGGUAUUUUGGAACCACUUGUACCAUUAUAAGGACAAACACUACCGCCUGCGCUGCCUCCCCCAUUUCUACAUCAUUGGCCAGCCCAAGUGUGGGACCACGGACCUGUAUGACCGGCUGAGGCUGCACCCCGAUGUUCGCUUCUCAGCAAUCAAAGAGCCACACUGGUGGACAAGAAAGCGGUUUGGAAUCAUUCGUCUGAGGGAUGGGUUUCAUGAUCGCUACCCGGUGGAAGAUUACCUUGAUCUGUUUGACUUAGCAGCGCAUCAGAUUCAGGGGGUGCUGCAGAGCGAAGCGGUUAAAGAGCGUGGGAAGAUGAACAGCAUCAUCAUCGGGGAAGCCAGCGCCUCGACGAUGUGGGACAACAACGCUUGGAUUUUCCUUUAUGACAACAGCACCGAUGGAGAACCUCCCUUCUUAAUCCAGGAUUUUAUCCAUGCCUUCCAACCGAAUGCCAAACUCAUCAUCAUGCUGAGAGACCCUGUUGAAAGGUUGUACUCAGAUUAUCUGUACUUCGUGAGUGCUAAUAAAUCCGCGGAAGACUUUCACGAAAAAGUGGCAGAGUCGCUGCAGCUGUUUGAAAAUUGCGUGUUGGAUUACUCGCUGAGAGCCUGUGUCUACAACAACACCCUGAACAAUGCCAUGCCCGUGAGGUUACAGGUUGGGCUCUAUGUUGUGUAUCUUUUGGACUGGCUGACAGUUUUUGACAAAGACCAGAUACUCGUUCUUCGCCUGGAGGAUCAUGCAUCAAACGUAAAAUACACCAUGCAUAUGGUGUUCCAGUUUCUGGAGCUGGGCCCUCUAAGUGAGAAACAAGAAGCUCUGCUAACAAAGAAUCCUGCAUCAAAUACUAGACGACCUGAAGACAGAAGUCUGGGACCUAUGCUACCAACAACAAAGGCAAUUUUAAGAGAUUUCUAUAGGCCUUUUAAUACAAAACUGGCACAAGUUCUUUUUGAUGACGCUUUUUUAUGGAAGAGGACAUAAUAUGUAAAUUUAGUGCCACAAAUACAGUGCUUAAAGGAGUUUUUAUUUUUUUAAAUUCUAUUUUUGUGCGUGGAUAUUUACAUUUUCCCAUUCCAAAGAGAAGCCGAUUGACGAGCUGAGACUCUCACCUUCAGUCAGCGCAGUUCACAACAGUUAAACCACAUUUUCCUUGUGAGAACGUAAAGCAUCUUGCUUAUCAGUUUAUUGCAACUUCUUUUACCCUGGCAAAAGAGUAGAGUGGAAAAGCAUUAGUACAAAGAUGAUGUCUUACACUCUCCACAGGGCUGUUGAAGUUUAACCUUCUCUAAGAGGCUGCAGCACAGCAUUAGCGUUGGUUUCCUACAAUUACGCUUAUAAUCUCAUCUUCAAUAUAUGUUAUUCAUUCAUUUUUUCAAACUAUCAAUGUCAUUUAGUCAUUAAAAUUUUCAAUUGAAUUCAA
This is a messenger RNA of Apaloderma vittatum (bar-tailed trogon), 2659 nucleotides long. It is a transcript of the gene CHST15, whose product is annotated as carbohydrate (N-acetylgalactosamine 4-sulfate 6-O) sulfotransferase 15. Gene Ontology annotation, biological process: hexose biosynthetic process. Gene Ontology annotation, molecular function: N-acetylgalactosamine 4-sulfate 6-O-sulfotransferase activity. The record is from RefSeq and is a predicted model, not a curated record. Bases 493 to 2220 code for a protein of 575 amino acids. Lineage: Eukaryota; Metazoa; Chordata; Aves; Trogoniformes; Trogonidae. The transcript is spliced from 7 exons.